AUGGCGUCCUCGAUCACUCUCUCUUCCCCCUCCUCCUCUUUCCUACUCUCCCACACCACCCGCCUCCACUUCCGAAGCCCCAGAAAUCUCUCCACCACCUCCACACGACGACCUCUCUCACUCUCUGUCUCUGCUUCUUCCUCUCCCUCUCUCCAAGCCUUGAUUUUCGACUGCGACGGCGUCAUCCUCGAGUCCGAGCACUUGCACCGCCAAGCUUACAACGACGCCUUCGCUCACUUCAACGUCCGCUGCUCCUCCUCUCAGCCCCUCGUUUGGGACCCCGACUUCUAUGACCAGCUUCAGAACCAAAUCGGCGGCGGCAAGCCCAAAAUGCGGUGGUACUUUAAGGAAAACGGGUGGCCGUCGUCCACCAUCUUCGAGAAGCCUCCGGAAGACGAUGAGGGUCGAGCCAAGAUCAUCGACACUCUUCAGGAUUGGAAAACUGAGAGGUAUAAAGAAAUUAUCAAGUCCGGAACUGUGGAACCAAGACCAGGAGUUUUGAGAUUGAUGGAUGAGGCCAAGGCAGCUGGGAAAAAGCUCGCUGUAUGCUCUGCAGCUACUAAAAGCUCAGUUAUACUAUGUCUUGAAAGCCUGAUAGGAAACGAGCGCUUUCAAGGUCUUGAUUGCUUUCUUGCUGGUGAUGAUGUGAAGGAAAAAAAGCCCGACCCUUCAAUAUAUCUUACAGCUGCCAAGAGACUCGGUAUCUCAGCAAGCGAUUGUUUGGUUGUGGAGGACAGUGUUAUUGGGCUACAGGCAGCAACAAAAGCUGGGAUGUCAUGUGUGAUUAGCUAUACAUCUUCAACAGCUGACCAGGAUUUUAAAGAUGCAAUAGCAAUAUAUCCUGACUUGAGUAACAUAAGACUGAAAGACUUGGAAUUAUUACUUCAAAAUACUGUCAUUGCCAAUUAG
Molecule: messenger RNA, 909 nt
Organism: Fragaria vesca subsp. vesca
Lineage: Eukaryota; Viridiplantae; Streptophyta; Magnoliopsida; Rosales; Rosaceae
Product: protein CbbY-like
Exons: 11
Coding region: 1-909 (302 amino acids)
Molecular function (GO): hydrolase activity
Source: RefSeq, a predicted model, not a curated record